CCGCGCCCCCGCCACUGUUCCUCCAAUCACGUAGCCCCAACAAGGAAGACAUCCCAAUCUUAAGGAAACAGGUGCAACAAAGACGACAAGUGUAAACAACUAAAAAACCGUUGAAGAACUUUAAUUCCACCCGAACUGAACUUUAACGAUGAAAACGUGAUAUUAUCGAUAAAAAAAAGUGAAAAACAGUCUGUUCUAAAUCCAAUUUUGUUUUAAAUGGCUAAUUAAUUGGACAGCAAGUCGGCAUACAAUACCAUAACCCACAAGACCACCUGUUGACUCAUCGGCAAGAUGCAAACGACUUGGAAGAAAUUAGAAAACGAGAACGGCUUUCCUUUCUAUUUCAAUGAAAGUACCAAACAAAAGCAGUGGGACCACCCGAAAUUCAUUGAACUUAAACAUACCAUAGAUGAUUGGAAUUAUGUGAAAUAUUCUAAAUAUCGAGUCGGGCUUAAAUUUCGAGCUUUACAAAAAGCUCUAUUCAUGGAGGAAGUAACCCUAAGUACCAUUAUGGGUGUUUUUGCCAAACAUAGACUUGGCAUGAAUGAAAGCUCUCUGUGUUUGGAAAGCUACGACUUGGAGGCGGUUUUGUAUGACAUUUUUUUCGCUGCUAAUAAACGAAAUAAUAGGAAUAUAGACGUGGAUUUUGCUGUUGAGUUGAUGCAAAACUUUCUUUAUAACAUUUAUGACAAGGAAAGGCAAGCAAAAAUUCAGGUUUCUUCAACCAAACUAGCCCUAGCAUUAUUAAGUGACAGCGAAUUGUCUGAAUUGUAUAAUUUUAUUUUUUCAUUAUGUGCCGACCAUAAUAAUUGUGUGACAAGACUAAGACUGCAGUCACUUUUGACUAAAUUAGUCGAAAUUAUGGUUUUUAUGCAUGAGGAUGUUAGUUUUGGCCAGCAUUUAAUUAAUUCAACAAUCGAACAUUGCUUUUGUAACUCUCCAGGACUAGUUGGAUUAAGUGAAAAUAAUUUCAUCACAUGGCUGGAGACUCUGCCACAACUAUUUUCAUGGAUUCCCAUUCUUUCAAGGAUAAAAUCAAGCGAAGUGAUUGUACACAACUUCAAAUGUUCAACUUGUAAAACAAGUCCUUUGGUUGGCCUAAUGUAUCGUUGCAUGAAAUGUUCCAAGUACACACAAUGUCAGAAAUGUUUUCUAAGUGGGAAAAUAAAUAAUUCCCAUAAAUUGUCCCAUUCCAUGCAUGAGUAUUGCACGGCAGAGGGGAUUCACAAAGAAUUUUCAUUUAGUUUUAUUAAAAAAUUGUGCGGUUUGAUGCCCUGCUCUGUGAAAUUAAAUGAAACGGAUCGAGGGAUAGUAGAGACAAAAGCUAUAAGUUCCGAAAAAGAUUAUUUAUUGAAACCAAGUGAUGAUUUUUAUUCAAAUAUAGGGACCCUAAGUUCGCCUCAUACGCAGUUACAAUUAGUUAUCAGGCAGUUAGAGAUACAAAACAAGGAAUUGCAUCAGAUUCUCCUAUUUGGGACUCACAACGAGAAAGAAAUUCGAAAAUAUCUGGAAGAACAUAAAGUCCAAGUGGCGACACAAAUCCAUAAAUUAAAAAUAUUGAAAGAAUAUUUACACGUGGCGCCUUCUCAAAAAACCGUGCAUGAGUCGACUCCAAUGGUGGGAGUUGUUAAAUACCCGAAAAGAAACCUGGAGUCGGUUUUGAGUCCCAUUAUACAAUUGUCGGAAAAACAAUCAAGUCAAACUUUAUUCGUUGAAAACCCUACAAAUGUGACACAAGAUUCACUUCCUUAUUCUGUUAAUGACAUAAGCACGUGGAUUAAGGACCAACCCACAAGUUCAAAGGGCGAAGAUCAAGUCUUUGGGUCUAAAUCGCCGGUCAGGGAAUUGCAUAAUGAUCUCGAUGACGCUUUAGCAAAAUUGCAGCAGAUCUUGGCAAAUAAUUUUACGUUAGAUGAAUCUUUGGGUGCUAUCGAUAAUACUCAUCUCAAACAUGCGGUGUCUGAAGUUGAGGGAAUGCUGACGUCUUUUAUUGACAAUGUUGAGAGUAGUAGAGCGAGUUCCGUCCAAUAAAAAAUGAGACUGAAAUGUGGCAAUUUUUUGACCAAAUAGUGUUUUGCAAUAUUUUAUGUAAUAAUACGAUGAAGAAAAAUAAAUAUUUUAUUUAAUUGA
Molecule: messenger RNA, 2130 nt
Organism: Tribolium madens (black flour beetle)
Lineage: Eukaryota; Metazoa; Arthropoda; Insecta; Coleoptera; Tenebrionidae
Product: dystrophin-like
Exons: 9
Coding region: 292-2031 (579 amino acids)
Biological process (GO): synaptic signaling
Cellular component (GO): plasma membrane
Molecular function (GO): protein binding; zinc ion binding
Source: RefSeq, a predicted model, not a curated record